CGAUUAUCACAGAAGGGCGUGGGUUGCUUACCUUUCUAACGAGACCAUACCGUUUCUUACUUAGUUGCCAUGAACAUCAAAAUGAACGUCCAACUUUUCAAGUUAAUUCUAUUCUUCGCGACUUUCCAAUCGCUGUCGUGUUCUCAAUUGGGCACACAGGAAUAUGGAAACGCAAAAGUCGGCGAGAGAUGCGAAAGAGAUCGCAAUUGCAUUCAACAUGCAUUUUGUCUUACACACAUGACUUGUCAGUGCGAUCAAUAUUACUCGCCUACUCCUGAUAAAUCGAUGUGCAUCGCUAGUGCCGGAUUGACAUGCACGGAUGAUUCGGUAUGUGCAUCAAUGACGAACGCUGCGUGUAGGCAAGGAAUAUGCGCAUGCAAAGAUUCGUAUAUUUUAGAUAUAAAUAAUUCUUCAAAUUGUAUCGUUAGGCCAUUAGUAGUGGGUGAUCUUUGUCAAAGGACCGAUGAGUGUCAGGACACGUUUGAUCGUGCCAUGUGCAUCAAUGGACGCUGCCAGUGUAUCACGUCUUAUCAUUUCGUCAAUGCAACGGGGAAAUGUAUUCAGACACGAUUUUUAUACAAUUUAUGUACAGAAGAUUACGAAUGUGUAGACUUCGAUAACAAAAAUGUCCUUGAAUGCAGGGACGGUCAAUGUGUUUGCAAAAACGGAGAAGAAACAUGCAGCAGAGGUGCUACGCUCACUUCUAUUGGAAUUUUUGUGGUGCUUUUACCUUUUAUAUAUUGACUGAUUUAACAAAUAGACGUCAUCUUUCUAAACAAAUCAUAUUAUUAUUUCCAACUGUGAUUCUCCAAAUUAAUACAUUAUUUAAUUAUAUGUUCUUCCUUUCAAAUAUUAGCAGUUAUUUGUGAGACUUCAAAACAUGAGAGUAAAGUGUUAGAUAUAGUAUAGUUCGUAGUUCGUAUAGUUCGUACGCGCGUUAGGAUUUAUAACGCAUUCACGCGAUCGAUCGUGGCAAAUACGAUCAGCUAUACUUAUGUGUCAUAAUAAUACGACGUACAAUUCAAAUCUGUUUGCGGUUCAUGCGACAUAAUUUAUAAUUCGAUAUAUUAUCUUUCCAUUUAUCUUCCGACAUACGAGCAUAUUUGUAUUUGCAAAUUUGGUUAUUUCAACGCACUAUUAAUAUAUAUUUUAAUUCUC
This is a messenger RNA of Bombus huntii, 1158 nucleotides long. RefSeq names its product tenascin-like. The transcript has 6 exons. The coding region runs from base 70 to 744 and encodes 224 amino acids. The record is from RefSeq and is a predicted model, not a curated record. NCBI's taxonomy places the organism in Eukaryota, Metazoa, Arthropoda, Insecta, Hymenoptera, Apidae.